ACUGGGGAGGACUUGCAAGCAUGGAGAAACAGAGGAUGUGUGAGAGCAGAAGAUACGUUUGAUGCGAGAUGUUCCUGCUGGUUCUCCUUCACAUCAUGCAAACAGCUGUGUUGAUCCGUUCCUGCCCAGUUCUCUGUGUCUGCAGCAGUGGAAUGACAGAGCCCAGGUUGGUUCAGUGCAGUGAUGCUGGGAUGUCCACACUUCCUGUGAACGUUCCAGCCGACACAGUCAAACUUCGCCUGGAGAAGACCCUGAUCUCCAGGGUGCCUCGAGCAGCUUUCUAUAACCUAUCUGAGCUACGCUUCUUGUGGCUGACCUACAACACCAUAACAUCUGUCCAUCCCAGCAGCUUUGUCAACCUGAAGGCUCUAAGAGAGCUGCGCCUGGAUGGAAACCGGCUGACAGCCUUCCCCUGGGAGGGGCUGAGAGACAUGCCCCGCCUCCAGACUCUUGGACUCAACAACAACCGCCUAACCAGCCUUCCAGCUCAUGCUGCGCUCUUCCUACCUAACAUCACCUACCUGGAUUUAUCCAGCAACAGGCUUACCAUGUUACCAGCUGAGCUUUUAGACCUUUGGUUUCCUCUUCCAGAGCUACAGGGAGGACCAGUUCAAAGAAAGAUCCUAGGUCUUCAUGACAACCCCUGGCUGUGUGAUUGCCAGAUAUCCAUGCUGACAUCAUUGUCCAUGUCUGUGGGGAGUCCAGUGGUUUUGAUUGAUCAGCUGCUAAUGUGCAGCAGGUCUGUUGGCCAGUCCGGGUUGCUUCUAACACAGGAUGAUCUCUCUCGCUGUAUGAGGCCCUCUGUCCAGCCAGCAGCAACCAGGGUUAUCUCUCCACUAGGCAGCAAUGUUAUCCUCCGAUGUGAUGCAAGUGGGUACCCAACCCCAACGCUAACCUGGAUCAAGACCUCUCCUUCCACUGGUUGUUGUCAGCAAGAGUUCCUGCAGAAACCUGAACAGCUGCCCAGGAUUUUGGAGAGCUUCAUACAGGAAUCUCCCAGGGUCGGCGUUCGUUGGUCAAUAAUCAGUCUGAAUGGCUUAUCUUACAAGGAUGCUGGGGAAUAUCGCUGUCAGGCACGAAACAUGGCUGGAAUAUCUGAAGCUCCAAUCAAACUCAGGGUUAUGGGAAUCACAAGACUGUCUCGUUUCCCAAAAAGGAAAUCUCAAAAGACUUUGUCCAAACCAUCACCAAAAUACAGAAAGCGCCCCCGAACUCCUGACGUCUACAACCUCAAAGAAAAGGAGAGUCCGAACAUUACAAAUGCCCCAACGAUUUUACCGAACAACACCCCGGACAUUUAAACUCUUCAUUUUCAUUCAUUUCAAGAAAACAAAGCAUAUCAUUGAUGUUCGGUCCAUACCAGUGAAUGUACCAUUACUGUCCGCCAUCAUCAGUAGCCCUGGUUGUUAACCUGCUUGUUCAAGGUAGGCGCUGCUGUGGUGUUGGUGGUGUUGGAAGGGGGGCUGGUGGAGCAAGAGUGAGGGACCUGGAGGAGGUGCUUGUUCAAAUAUUCAGGGUAAGUCAGCAGUUCUCUUAAAACUCCCUACUGCUGCUUUGACCUCUGGAUUCGAGGGUAAAAAGACUUGUUCCCCUCUCUCAGUUGAUUAUCUACCAUGUGAUUUAUUUCACCCUGACCAAACCUCAACUGCUUAACCCUUUCCAUUUUGGUCUCUCAUUUCUUAAAGGUUUGUCUGGGGGGUAGGGUUAUGCUUUCACAAGGCCAGAGACAAUCUUUAAUUAUUCUAGCAUAAACCCAUAUCCCACCAAGUCUAAACUCUUUUAACAUGCCAUACAUGUUCUGUAGAAGAAACAGUUGAAUGUGAUUGCUGUAAUAAAAAAAAAAAAAAAACAUGUAUGUUGUUGAUUUGAUUAAUUUGAUUUUUAAAAUGUUUUUCAUCUCAUAUAUUCACUUUCACAGAGAAAAUUAGACUGCAUUUGCUGUAGAUUGGACUAUAUCAGGUCAUGUGACGUGGUCUUUGCUCAAACAGGUGUCCAUGUUUAGGAAUCAGGAAGAAAUUAGUAAAAGUGUUACGACUUCUACAUUCAAGGACUGUAUUUCUGAAGCAAGACACCAUUUCCAGACUGACUCUGAUAUUUGUUAAGAGCUUAAUUAUCUAUGAGUCACAUCAAAAAAAAGAAAAAAAUGAUAUCAGGCUGGUGUUAGUAUAAUGCUUAAACCACACCUUUUAAAUAAGGACUGAAGCUGAAGACUUAGAAGCUACUUACUGGGGUACAUCUUCAUGACAUGUUCACCUUUUGCCUUCAUAGCUGCCAUUUAAUCUUUUUGGCAAUGAUUCAAAAGCAGUUGUCAUAGAUUUUAGCCCAUAUUCACAUUGUGGCAUCUUGUAAAUGGUGCUAUGGUGGCUAUGCAUUCAUUAUGUCAUUCUGUAACUACUCACUGUAAAACAUUAUCAUGACAAGAUUAUGUUUUAAAAAUGCUCAAUUUCUGACAAAAACACGAAACACCUUCAAAGGACCCUUGCACCAUAUUUGUAGUAGAGGUCUCUGAUGCUAAUAAGGUAAUUUCAUGACAUCUUUGACUCACUGUCAUGUCUUUUUAUAAAUGUCCACCAAGCCGCUGGUAAAUUAUAUACACAUUUAGAAAAUUACCAGAAAGCUGCAUGCGCAGCAAAACAGUUACAUUUCAACCAUGACAGUGCAGAUUUAAACCACUGCUUGUUUUGCUUAAGGAGUUCCCUUACAUCUCUGCCAUGCAUUUCUAUUUUUCUGUAAAUGUAGGAAAUUGUCAAUUGAAUGAUUUAAACUAUCAUGCUCCACAAGGCUCAAAUUUUGGUCACAUUAUUUCAAAAUACUACCUUAAAUCUCUGUUUUUAAAUGUAAUGAAUUAUAGGACAAAAAUGGUUCGCAUAAAAAUAUUUUUAUUAAGCUUUGUGUUCUUUAA
Molecule: messenger RNA, 2902 nt
Organism: Cyprinodon tularosa
Lineage: Eukaryota; Metazoa; Chordata; Actinopteri; Cyprinodontiformes; Cyprinodontidae
Gene: lrit3b
Product: leucine-rich repeat, immunoglobulin-like and transmembrane domains 3b
Exons: 6
Coding region: 69-1301 (410 amino acids)
Molecular function (GO): protein binding
Source: RefSeq, a predicted model, not a curated record